This is a messenger RNA of Hansenula anomala, 636 nucleotides long. RefSeq names its product endopeptidase catalytic subunit IMP1 (gene IMP1). Lineage: Eukaryota; Fungi; Ascomycota; Saccharomycetes; Phaffomycetales; Wickerhamomycetaceae. The transcript has a single exon. The record is from RefSeq and is a predicted model, not a curated record. Gene Ontology annotation, cellular component: membrane; mitochondrial inner membrane peptidase complex. Gene Ontology annotation, molecular function: serine-type endopeptidase activity. The coding region runs from base 1 to 636 and encodes 211 amino acids.
AUGGAAAGAAUACGUUUUGUUGGGAAAGUUAUCAGCUAUGUUGUGAGAGGUGGUUGUGCAGUCCAUGUUUUGCAGUCCCAUUUCUACGAAUUCACAGAGACAAGAGGUGAAUCAAUGCUUCCGACAUUAGCAGCCAGUGGUGAUUUCGUCUACACUUCAAAACGUUACAAGUUGGGUCGUGGUGUUGAAAUUGGUGAUUGUAUCGUGGCUUUGAAGCCUACUGAUCCUGAUCAAAGAGUUUGCAAAAGGGUUACUGGAAUGCCAGGUGAUAUUAUCUUGAUUGAUCCAAGUAUGGAUCCAAAAGGCAGUAACAAUAAGAAUAACAAUAGUAAUAACAAAAGUGAUGAUACAACCAAAAUAUCCUCUAUUAAUGAUGACAAAAUAAAUGAAAGUUUCAACAAGUAUAUUAAGGUUCCAGAAGGUCAUUGUUGGGUCACUGGUGAUAAUUUAGCACAUUCAUUAGAUUCAAGAACUUAUAAUUCAUUACCAUUGGGCUUAAUAAAAGGAAAAAUAAUUGCAGCUAAUGAUUUUAAUGAGCCAUUUUGGGGUGGAUCAAAAGGUAAUUUCUGGGGAUUUAGAAAGAUUGAAAAUAAUUAUGUUGAUGAAGAGAUAAUCUCACCUAGUAUUGCUGCUUGA